AUGGAGAGAAAGCGAAAAAAAGAUUCUUAUUAUUAUGGCAAAGAUCAUUUCUUUGUUAUGAUUCUAUUAUCUUGUCUAUUGCUACUAUCCACUUUAGUUCUCACAGUAGAAUCAUUCAAUGUCGAACCAACAAUAUUCUAUGGAGGUGAUGUGGUUUGGAUCACUCUGGACAAUGUUGUUGCAGAUCCUUCCCAACUCUCUGUUGUCUUACGAAGAAGUGAUGCAAUCACUUACGAUGUCCAAAUGGAGUUUGAACGCAGUAUCAGUGAUUUGAUUCAUGUCUUUAGUUUUGAUCAAUCUACCCAAAGAAAUCCUCCUCCACGCGGUGUCGUUCUUACAUACCAGAUUGUUGUAGACAACUAUAACCCGGUCCAGGUCUAUUUUGCACAGUCUUCAAAAAUUAUAGGAUUCUCAACAUCACACCUUUUAACUGAUUUACAAAAUGUGGAGAUUGAUAUUUAUGGUGAAAAUCUCAUUCCCAUCGCUAGUUUUAGUGAUGUCAUAGAAGUGUUCUUUGUAGCAGAUCAAAUACAGGAUAUACCUUGUAUUGUUCAAUAUCCCAUUGCAGAUACAACCAUUAGAUGCACGUUGGCAUCAACACCCAAUACCCCAACAACUCUUCUCGCUAAAAUCAAAUACCAAUCCCUUUACAAUCCUCCAGCCGAUUACAUUGUGUCUAUCACUUCUAUAUAUGUUAAUGAUUAUCUAAUAUUAACGGGAAUGAAUCCAAUCCGAGGUUAUUCCGGUCAAGCUCAAGCAAUAACUUUUACUGCCAAUGUUAAUAUCAAUAGACCAAUUGAUAACUUGCAAGUUGUUUUUGUUCAAGUUGGUGGUCAAUUUUCAAUCGUAUGUCAAGGCGCAAAUCUUUUAAAUGGCUUGGUCACUUGUACACUUCCAAUCAUUCCCAACAUUGCUCCAGGUUCUUAUCUAGAACUAAGACCCGAUGUUAGCUAUGGAACUUUAAAUAGAGCGCCAGCACCAUUUACUUAUGUCACUUCUAGUGCUUCACAAAUUGGAAAUAUUCUAUCAAGAAAGCUGAUCAUUUCUGGUUCAGAGUAUGUCACAAUCACUGGUACCUUUUUUGACCACCCUACUCUGUUAACCAUUGAUGGAGUUGUGUGUACUAUUCAACAACCAACAACAUGGACUACUAUUACAUGUUUGACGGGUCAAUUCAAUGCUGAAAACCCAUCUGCCACUCUUUCAUUAACUAUUGGAAACGAAGUUAUUCAAUUACAAAAUGCUUUUGAAAUUGCAAGAUUGCAUAUUAUGUCGGUACCAUCUUUUGCUCUUUAUGAUAGUAAUACUGUCCCAGUUACUACCACCAUGAGAAUAGGAUUUACCGGUGUUAUACCUGAUGGUACCUCUGUCAGAGUAAUUUGUGGAGCCAGUCAAUUUACUCCAUCAACUAUUAGGGUCAUCUCCAAUAUUUUAUCAUUUGAAGUCUCUUCAGCUGGUUUUACCGAUGGAGCGUCCUGUCAAAUUGCAAUGAUACUUGGUACAAAUGGACCUACAAAUGAUCUUGGUCUUUUUACAUUUAAAAAACCAAUCAUUACAGUUGACCAAAAUACAUUUCAAUCUUUUAUUUUCAAAUCAAACAAGGCUAAAAUUAAUUUGAAAACCAAUGUUGAUGGAGAAACAUUCGUAGGGUUUGCAGUUGACCUUUUACUUGUUAUCCCUGCAGGUGAUACUAUUGUCGCCAAAGGAAAUGUAUUACCUGAUAAUAUUGUUGAGUUUAAUGUUCCAUCUUACUCUUUAGACACAACAAUCACUUCAGCUCUUGAAGCUACAUGUAAAACAAUCAGAAUUGAUAAACAUGACUAUACAAUUCCCACCCAAAAUUAUAGAUAUACAGUACCUAAAAUUACUCAAGUCGAGUUUAAAAGUACUGGAUUUGAAAUAAAAGGGGAUGAUUUGAAUCUUAUUGGCCAAGGUUUCACAACAAAGUUUAUGUUGGAUGAUAUUGUUCUUGGACAAUGCGCACCUUCUUCAAAUACUCUGGUCGUUUGUACCGGAUACGGUUCAUCUACCCAAGCAAAGACGAUACGUUUGAUUGUGAAUGAAAAGACAGAAUUCAAAUUCGAUCUUUCUACCGGCGCCGGUAUUACUAUCGUUGGACCUGUGGCAACAGAGAUCAAACCAAGAUUAUCACAUUUUUCCGAUAGAUCAUCCAUCACAAUUAAAGGUACUGGAUUUACAGCACAAUCCUUGGUUACAGUUGGUGGAUUACAAGUUGCUGGUUGCAACUCCCAUGUAGGCACUACCAAUAUCAUUUGUCCCAAACCUCUUGGUCUUGAACCAAACGAUGACGCCACUCCAUUCCAUGAAAUUAAAAUUGAUGGUGUCGUUCAAUCGGAUAUUUCUUAUAUGGUCCAUGUAGUCUCUUGUUUGGGUCAAUCUAUCAGUUCAUCGAUUGAUCCCGGACAACACUAUGAUUAUUUGCCAAAGAAAUGGUGGUUCAACUAUAGAUUGGCAACAACAAAUGACGAUUAUCUUUAUGCCGAUGAAGGGGACCAGAAUCUAAGAUCUUUUACCCCAUUGAAUACUCAUACUGAUCCAGCUACUGGAAUAAAAGACGAUGAAGGAGGUGGCAGUCAUCCUUACGGUCAUACCAAAGGGUUUGUAAUUUGGCAAGAACAUAAUAGUCAAGUAUAUGGAGUUCAUGUCUUGCACUCGAACCCAGCUUUUCCACCAAAUGAUUAUUUUGACCCUGUUUUCACACCCGACAGACUUAGGUAUAUAGGAAAGACAACAUUCAAGCAACAUUAUUUUUGUCGUUCUUUUGUUGGAUUGGAUGAGCUCGACAAAGUUGGAGAUUAUAUUAUCAUCAACAAUGCAUUCAUGUACAAGAAACAUGUUCCUGGGACUAUAUCUGACAAAAUGAAAUCCAUACAUGCAGGAGAUGGUACAACAUUUAUGAAUAAUUGUGAUCCCGAUGUCAUGGGACCCACUUGCUUAAAAAGCUAUGAUGCAUCAGGUGAUGGAAAGUAUUUUGCCAAAACUUCAAUGAAAGAUACUAUGCCCUUGAACCCACUCCUACCAGCUGGUGGUUUCCCCAUUUUACCAAAUGCUGGGGUACCCACACAUAAUGCUCCAACCAAACCAAGUUACUAUCCAACUCAAUAUCUGCACCAGCAAAUAGGAAACAAUCAACGUUUCUUGACAUUUUAUACCAAUAAACACGAAAAAUGUGUCGCACCAACCCAACCACCUACGCUCCCUUGGGAAAAUCGGUAUUGCUAUCCAAUUACUGGCGUGGACACAUGGGAGUAUGCUGCUCGUACUCUUGGCUCACAACUCUUUGUUCAAACUUUCAGAAAAGGGCCAGCUUUGAUCCCAUCGCCCUAUCUUGUAAAUGUUUAUGAAAAAAUUAUCCAUCCAGACACAAAAAAACACAAAGAUUCCGCUGACCACGCCAAGAUUGCAUACACUUUUCGACCCACAUCCAGAGGUGGUACCACUGGAGACUGGUUUUGUGUCGGUGAUAGUAAUAGAGCUUUUGCUCAGGUUGGAAGAGGUGGUGGAGUAUUUUGUUUACAAGCUCCAACUUUGGUAGAUCAGUUCCACAGCGCUAUAAUUGGUUAUAAAUCAGUUGCACCUAUUAAUCCCGCGCCACCACCAAAUACAAUGGUCGAGUAUGGAGUUUCUCACACUGAAAAUGAACAUGUAGUAAGAUCAAGAAGUACUGCAUUGUCUAUUCAAUUAAACACUGUUCUCGGCUUUCAAAACCCAGUGACCGUCGAACUUUAUGAAUCAGUCUCGUAUCAAGCCAUUCCACCAGUAUUCCAAGAGUACAAACUGUUGCCUUUCGAUGUUCUCAGUUUCAUUGGAACAAAAAGAAUUAGAUACAAUGCAAUCCGUACUGAUGUUGCACCCGCAACGUCAGAGACUCCAUUCUCUCAAAUUGCCGAUAUCCUACCGAUAGGAACAAACGUUUUUACACCGCCAGAGGAACUUGUAGCCGAACAAGCACUUAAAGUCAAAUACUAUGCAAAUGACGAUUUAGUUGCUUCGGUGUGUAACCCCAACCCUCCCAACCAUCAUUGUCACCAAUUAUCACACUAUCGAACCGAUCUAAUCGCAUCUUCAGCAUUCCGCCCUCCUCGCGCACAGUACCUUAUUUCUGAUAUUGUUGAUUACCAAAGAAUCCAUCACACUUGGUUGAUUCAACAAAAAUUCAAUUCACUUGUACAAUCGCAACUACCAAAUAUGACCAAAGUCAAGUAUAUCAUCAAACAACCUCAACUAAAUACCAUAUCCAAUUAUGAUACUCAAAAUAGAGUGAUUGUUUUGAAUGUUGCUGGAAACGCCAUUUGUCAAGAAGAACAAACCUAUCUAUUAUUACUUGCCUACUAUCAUAAUAGAACCAUUCAGGAACCUUCCCAACUAGUAACUGGCAUUUAUGGAAAUCUACAACAUAACUCUCAGAAAACAUUUGUCAAUGGUAUUCUUUUGGCUUUGACAAGGUAUUUACAUAAUCAAGCUGUUGGAUCCACAGUAACCAGUUUCGACCAAUGCUUUGUUUUAGCUCAAACUCACAACUUGGCAAAUUUACAAUUAGGACCUGAUGAUUAUUUAAAGAUGGCAUCUGCAUUUUGGGCAAUUUUAAAUGCUAACCCAUCAUUGAUGACUUUUGGCUCGGUUCUAAAAACUCUAACAACUAUAAGAGUUCAAGAUGAAGGAAUUGAUAAUUUUGAAAAGUUUUAUGCCAAACAAGAGAAUAUUCUAAAGAAUUAUAUAGGUUUAUUUAGAACAUUAGAGUUAUUACCACCUGCACCAAAUCCAAUUGCUGGUACUGCUCGCAUUUUAUCAUCCUCAUCCUCCUUUUCCCCCGCCAGUUCAUCAAUUGCUCACCUCUUGAAAGUUUUAUCAGAAAACUAUCCAAACAACUAUGACGUUGACAGUAUCACUCGAGAAUUGUAUGGAUCUGGACCAGUUCAAAGCACUUAUUAUUCGGAUCUAAAGGGUGCUCUCGAUCAAUGGAUCAACAUUCAAGAUAAAAACCAAGGAGUACAAACUCUAUUCAUCGAUAUUCUAUCAAAUACACAAACACUUGGAGCUAUUGAAAUGCUUGACAAGAUUAAUUCAAACCAACAUGGUGUUGAUAUUGAUAUUCGUACUUCACAAUCUGGUAUCAAAUUUAUAGCAACAUUAUCAACGAUUGUUCAAAUCACUACGUUACUUGUUUCAUUUAGAUCACAUCCAUCAACAUUGAUCAAGAGAUAUGGUAACGAUUUUGAAUUAUAUUUUGUUCCAGUGGAAAAUGGUGAUGAAGGAUUUUUAGUUGCAACCCUCAACAACAAACUUUGUGACCUACAAAAGAAUACAAGAACCAAUUUUGAAUUGUCAACUCCUGACUUGUCAAAUGGUAUCUGUCGUCAAGCCACAGAUAUUAUCACAUCAGUUACACCAUUGAGUGGAUCUACUGUUGGUGGUUUUAGUAUCAACGUAGGAGGUAUUCAUUUUAGUUCAAACUCUAAAGUUAAAAUUGGAAAGACUAUUUGUGAAUCAACGCUAUUCAUUUCAACGACCAUGUUACAAUGUAUUGUUCCACAUGGUAUUGGAAACAACCAUAUCGUUUCAACUGGUUCAUCUUCAUCCUCUGGUCUGAUUGGACUCACUCGAUUCCAUUUCAACUAUUUCCAACCAACAAUAAUCGGUAUUCAAAGCCCAACAUUAGUAUCAAAUCUCAUUACCAUAACAGGUAAUUAUUUUGGUAAUAAUGCUCUCUAUAUUAAUGUAAAGGUUGGAGACAGUGAUUGUGACAUUGUUUCAAUCCAAAAUGAUCGUAUCAUAUGUAAACCAACAUCUAAUGAUUUUGGUAUUGAUAGAACUGUUUCAAUCCAAUCAACCAACCCCAACUCCAACUCCAACUCUUUGUAUACAACCAAUCUAAACAAAGCCAAUAUUGAUACAUCAUUGGUCUCUUUUAGACCACCCAUUAUUCAUUCAGUCAGUCCAUCGACCACUGUUCAUGUUGGUGAAACCAUUUAUUUGUAUGGAAAGUAUUUUGGAUUGAAAAACAGUGAUUUUGGUCCACACGUUACAAUCAACAAACAAAAGUGUCAAGUUCUCGACUACUCACCAGAAGUGAUUACCUUUAUCGUACCAAAAGGUAGUGGAAGUAGCCAGAUUGUCGUCAAUGUUGGUGGUCAAACAGCUACGAUGCCAGUAACAUACGAUAUUCCCUAUGUUGAUUUCGUCACACCAAAACUAUUCAAUACCUCUGGUGGUCAAGUAAUGAGAAUACAAGGUGAUUCAUUGGGAUCGUCUAUUUAUGACAUCGACUCUAUCAACUUUUACUUACAACAACCAAUACAAUGUCAACCAUUUAACCUUCUCAUGGAAUGUACCAUUCCAGCUGGUGUUGGUAAAGAUAUUCCACUAACUGGAACAAUCAAUGGAAAAACAAUGAUACCUUGGAACACCAAACCUAUAUUGGCUUCUUAUUUACCACCAUCUAUCGCCAGUGCUGCUAAAUUAACAGGAAACCAAUUAUCAAUCAAAGGUUGCAACUUUGUUGGAAGUUUAAUUGGUACAAGUGCAUCGGUCGUUUUAUAUACUAAUUUGCAGAGUCAAUUAUGUCAGCUUCCUGUAUUCAAACCCAACGACAUUGUUACUUGUACCUCUCCAUUUGUCGCAUCGGCCACAGGUGUCGUUGUCAUUAUCCAAGGACAAGAAUCUGACAAGUUCAAUUUUGAUGUAUCAAUUGUUGGACGUGUCUACCUCGACCGAGAUAAUAAUAAUAUGCUUUCACAGGGUGACCAAAACAUCGAUGCACAAGUUGUAGUUACAUUGACAUCAACCGAUGGUCAAUUUACUCAAUCAUUGAUCACCACAACGUCAGAGUAUAUGUUUGCUGGAAUUCCACCUGGAGACUAUAAAAUCAAGGCUACUUCACCAGGUAUCUUAUUCCCUCGAGAUACAUUCGCAGUCUCUUUAAUUGCCGGCAGCGGUACAAGAACUUUGGAUUUUGGUGGCUAUACAAAGGUUGGAACCGUUGGAACGGUCACCUACAAUCAAGAAACUUUAAAUAUUCAAAACAAUAUGAAUGUUGGAGUGUAUGGUUGGUGUUAUACAACAGAAUGUCAGACCUCCUAUUCUUACAAUAUUCCAUCGGGAUCUACCGUUUACAUAUCAACUACUACAGGUCAAGUUUAUCUUUACACAAAUACUAUUCGUAUUUAUUUGUAUGAAGAUAAAAAUUUAAAUUUAGUAUUUGAUCAAGCUACUGAACCUUUAAUGGCGGGUUUACAGUCAACUGUUGCUGACGGACCAACUAUACAAACUUGUAGUGGUAGCGGUUCUGUUUGUACUGUUUACUGUACUAAAGGUGUUUGCACUGUCACGCCUGGCGCCUCUCAAAUCUACACAAGUAUCUAUGGCAGCAUUGUUGUUGAAUUUAAUACAAUGUCCUUGGUCGAUCAACAAAAAGAUAUCUAUGUUGCAUACUUUGGCAAAGCACAAUAUCCUCGCUCUACUCAAAUAGAGACCACGAGUAAUGGAGUCGUUACCCUUCCACUUGGUACAUUCUCACUUGCUAUGGCUUCACCCAUGACAAGGGUUAUUCCAACAUCCAACACUCUUGUUACUAUCUUGCACCAAGGAGUUACCUAUUCAUAUACCCAAACAACCAUCAUCAACUUGUCCCCAUCUCCCACCAUUACUGUCUCAGUAUCUCCACUUGGAAUCCUACAAGGAAUAGUACUCAGCCCCUAUGGACAAUCUAUAGUGCUAACUGAUAUUCCCAAUUCAAUUACACCAUACAUUUCUGUAAAUGAUAAGAUCGAGUCUUUUGCAUGCCAACCAACAGAUUUAUUAGGAGUGUUCCGUUACUGGACUUGCACGAUCCCAAGAUUACGACCAAUCUCACCAAAUGCAAGAAUAUACGUCAAAACCAACGACUGGCUUUUAAAUUCCUACCCAGUUUCCCUUACCACUGUUACUGUAUCUGGUUUGGUAUUCCAUGAUACCAAUCUUAAUGGAAUCUAUGAAAUUGGUGAAAAAAUUAUUCCUGGAGUUCGAUUAGAAAUUUACAAUGUAUCUUCGUCUUUUACUUUCAGUACUUCUACUGGUUACACAAUGCAAACAAAUAGUUUUAAUUACAUGAAGGCUAUUAACGCUUUUGGACCAACUGCCGAAUACCCCACUCAAACAUCGGUAGCAUUCUACCCACUAGGAGAUUCUCCCUCAAAGGAUUUUACUUCUUAUACCUCUAUCAAUGUUCCAAUAAGAAAAAUCAAUGUAAAAUGUAAUGGAUAUUUAAUUUCAGGAACGAAUCAAAUUGAAUUUUUUGAGGGAACAAUUAACCUUUCAAAUUAUGCUGGAUGGUGUUUAGAAGGUCAAACUUGUCAAUACCCAAUCACAUCGGUAUCAAUGCCCUCUAAUUGCAUACGAUUAAAUAAUAGUGACAAUACUAUUACUAUUAUAGAAGGUAUCAACAUCAGAGUCGACCUUUAUGACGAUGUUUUUAUUAGAACAGGCCUGCCCUUUGGAGUAUUCCAACCACUCGCUUAUCCAAUGUUGGUUCGAACGUCGUUUGUUUAUCAAGGCAGAGAGAUCACAGUCGAAAAACUUUCUUCUUCAAUGGCAAUCGUUCCAGUCUCUAGUGUGCCUGGUCAAUUGACAACAUUAUCGAUUGUUGCUCCACCCCAGUCAUCACACCAAUAUUCCAUUAUGAAUGAUAUCAAGGUUAAUCCAAUCUAUCCAAUUUACCCCAUAGAAAUUGGAGUCGCCACCAAAUCCAAUCUGGAUGCAUAUGUCGUAUUGUAUGAUGUCCUAAACACCUCGCUUACACUUCCAAUGGGUGUUUAUGACGACGUUUUAACAAGACUAUCUUGGAACAGUAUUCGUGCAAGAAAAUUGAUUAUUUCAUCACCCGAUGUGGUAGUAUUGAUAUUCAAGAAUGACAUGACUUUGAUUGGUCCGUUCAGUUUCCCUCCUGGGUCAACCAACAAUGUCUUCACCAUCCCUGUCAACACUUACAUUUCCGUUAUCGAGGUGGCCCACAAGACUAUAUUCAAUACCAUCGUUCCAACUGAAGGUGGUCUUGUUCAAUUGCCUGCCAAUCCAUUCCAAUCACGAUCAUUGUCACUACAUAUGGAAGGAGUACAACUCAAGUGUUCCGAAAGUCUCUUUUGUUUAUUCCCAACGUUGCCUGCAUCUGACAGACAAUUGGUCGUCAAAUUGCAACCUGGAAACAUUCAAUUGUACACCACCUAUACCAUUACCUAUCCAGUUAGAUACUCAGUUCCCACCGUACCAUCAACCUAUCUCGAUUCUUAUGGUCCAAACAAAACACUGCCAAUAACCUUUGGCAGUAAUGCCAGGUUAAGCUCUAUUUCAAUUGACAACUAUCGAUAUACAAAUGUUUUAUUGAGAUCACAAGCCUUGAUAAUAGAAUCAGUUGAAAAUCAAACGGCCACUGUUAUUAAUAGCUUUGCAAUCUCGAGCUUAAGUUACCCAAUUACCGUAACCAUGACAAACACCUCUUUCUCUGUAAACUGGGGUUCGUCAUCUAAAAUCACCUUUAUCGAAGGUGUAGCAAUGAGAUAUUUCUCAACUCAUCCUGAUGGUGCAAUGGUUCAAGAUGAAUUGGGAAGAGUAUUAUGGGCAAGGUUUAGAGCUUCCAUCACAGAAUAUUCAAUGUAUGGACCUCUUGGAUCAGGACUUGGUUAUUUGGAUUGUCUCGACCCAACUAGAAAUACUCUAAGUAAUACUCAAACUAUUGGAAAUGGUUACUAUUCAAUCUAUGUUCAACAAAACUAUGGUUUCACCCUUAAAGAUGGAAUUGGUAAUCAAAUGUGGACAGGAACCACCUUUUUACCUACUGUGCAAACCAAACUUGUUUUCUAUGCUGAUGGUGAUCUAUGCUCUGUCAAUAGUGCAGGUGUAAAAGGAUGGUGUACCUAUACCGCUGGACUUGGAGGUCGCUAUUUCUUGGUUGCUCCCUAUGGAUAUGUUCAAGGACACAACUGGAUGAUUUUCAUGCUAAAUGCAAACGGACAUGUUGUUUGGGCAAGACAUGAUGGAUCCACAAGUGUUUACAUGUUACCUGGGUCAUAUAUGGUUGCAGGACAAGCCCUCAGAAAUGGUCAGUUCCUAACCAAUGGUCUCGUCUAUAUGGUUUAUGAUGCAACAGCAGGAUAUAUUAAAUAUCAUCGUGAACCACCAGGACAUCCAAACAAGAUUCCCUUGUCUCAAACACAAUGUAUUGGUAAUAUUCUACUACUUUCAGGAACAACACCUCAAUGUUUUAACGAUCAAGACCCAAGUCAACUAUCUACCGUCACCACCACUCUUGCAUACUGGGGUAUAAAACCAGGUCCCUCCAUCAAUUUUGAAACUCGAUUAAAGACAGCAUUCUCCUCAUCUGCCACUUUUAUUGACCAUUCAUUCUCACCAAUUUUACAAGAUCUCAUUCAAGGUCAAGUUUUCAUUGAUCUCAAUCGUAAUAAUAUAAUGGAUCAAAAUGAAGUUGGACUCUUGGGUGUCGCCGUUUCGAUUGGUGUAUCAUCAACCACCACAGACUUGGGAGGUUUCUUUUCUCUUCGAUCCCAUCAAUCCACUACAGAGAAACUUAAAUUCAUCAAUAUUCCUUCUCAAUACUAUACUCCAAUACCAGAAUUGACUCUCUACCAAAUUAGAUUUAAUAGAGAUAUUCCACUUUAUCAAAAAGGAAAUUGUUAUGGAUACUUAAAUUCAAGUGAAAAUAGUAAAUUAUAUUUGGAUGUUGGUACUUUUAGAUUAAGUGAUUUUGGUUGGUGUACAUUGAACAAAGCAUGUGCCAAUAGAAUGCAAACCUAUUCAUUCCCAGACCAAUGUUUGGUUAUGUUUGGUGACAAUAAUAAUUUUGUAUCAAUUAGUCAAAAGACAUUUACAAUCAAUCUCUACAUUGAAUCGAUAUCAUCACCAACUGGCAACCUUCCACUGUCUGCCUAUAAUCCCAAUUUGUUAUCUUCAAAAGUACAAAUAUAUGUCGCUGGCAUUUCAUCACCUAUAGAAUUGACUCCAAACGUAAACACCAAUUCCUAUGUUUGGGGUAGUUCACAAGGUAUUAGAAUACAAGUCACGACGAAUCCUGGAACCAUGUCACUUUUGAAUAACAUUCAUUUGGUUGCCAAUUUAACAAAUAAUGUUAUUUUUAAUGUUCCAAUGAUCAAGACCAGCAGAAAUCAAGAUCUGACAAAUCUUGCUAUCUUUGGACAUGUAAACCAAUCUGCAGAGCUGAUCCUUCCACCUGGUCACUAUACCAACACAUUUAUUGGAAUGUUGGGAUGGAUAAACCGACCCAUCUCCUUUACUACAUCCAACACUGAAAUGCAAGUGUACCUAUUUGGAACAUCAGGACAACCUAUUACACUCACAAGUAGAAAUGGUACCUCUAUUCCAAUUCCUACCAAUCUUGGCAUCUCCCAAAUUCAAAUUGCACCACCCGACACGUCGUUCUCUAUGACAACCAAGAUGACAGGAGGCUAUUAUCAAUUUACCGAUCCAUUCCCAUUGGGUGUUUAUAAAUCACUCUACGUUGGCAAUUUCUCAACAUCUAUCGCUUGUAGUGAACAAUUAUUAUGUUAUAUUCCACCUGUGGGUAUCGGAAAUCAAUUAUUGUUUAUCCAAGUAAACAAUGUCAUUCUCAAUAGAACCUUUACCAUCACAUAUAAUGACCCAACACCAAGUCCUCCCACUGUUUAUCUAGAACAAGGUCAAUCAAUUGGACCACUUGCUACACUCAGAUCAUCAGUUGACAGUCAAAUUGGUUAUUCCGAGAUUUCUGUGACCGACAAGUUGGUAGUAUCAAUCUAUGAUGGUGCUGGAAAUAUUCUAAAUUCCUCUACUAUUUUACCUGUCAGCUUAAUUGCACCCUAUACUGCUGUUGUCACCAACACUGGCAUUUGUUUAAAGGGUACCGGUGUGCAAUUACAGUGUGGUCAAUUUAAUAGACCAGCCACCAAUAGUAAUAGCAAGGUAUUGUCACUUUAUCCACAAGGCAUCUUUUAUCAUUCCAAUGGACUGCCUACAAGCAACUUUACAUGGGCAUACACAAGACCAUACUCGUUUAAUCUCUAUGCAACAUCGUACAUGUCAACUGGUAUUACCUAUCUCGAUGUCCAAUCCAAUCCCACCCUCAAAGCAGGCAAUUUUAUUAGCAACGGCUUCCAAUUCCUCAAACUCACAGGUUCAGGCACCGUAGUGAAAUUGACCGUCGAGUCGCUAAAUCAAGAGGUAUGGUCCUAUGAAACUUCAACGAUCUUUCCUGCCUCUGGCGUUGUGUUAGAAAUCACACCAAAUAAUCUUUGUAUGCAAGGUAUUGUCACCAAGUGUGCAUUGCCAACUUUCCCAUCCAACAUUAAUCCUAUGCUCCGUGGUCGAUACUUGUUUUUAGCACCCAAGGGUACUUUUAGCGGUUUGGAGUGGGCUCUUUUGUUUACCGAUUUGUAUGGAAACAUCAUUUGGGGUCGUUAUGCAAUGGCCCUCUCGGUCACUCAAUUCUUCUUGCCUGGAAGCUAUCUUGUUCCAGGACAAAUCCUUCGACCAGGCGAGAUCCUAUCCAAUGGCUACACAUUAAUACUUUUUACAAAGCCAUCAUCACAACUCGUCAAAUAUUACAUGGGUGAAUGGGGCUCCACCGCUGUAGGUGGGACUUCCAACCUGCUAACUAUUCCAUCUGGUCAUGAUGGUUGUUACUUGUCAGGAACGUCACUUGUAAGUGGAAAUACCCAAUCUCUACCUUCUCUCGUACCAACAACUGCCAAGUUGUAUGGUAUACAAGCAGCAUACAAAUUUGGCAGUACUUACGAAAUGAACCCUGAAAUCAUUCUACAAGCACCAACAUCACAAGUCCAUCCUCAAGAACGUUUGGCCAAGCGAAAAAUAACUAUUGGUGGAAAGGUUGUGAUUGUCCAAAGUGCACAACAAUAUGUCGGUUUGUCUGGUAUCACUGUUACCUAUCUCGGUCAACAAACUGUGACCAACGAAUUGGGAGAGUUCUUGUUUGAUAUAUAUUCUCAACCCCAAGCAUCAAGAUUUGUAUUUUCCAAUAUCCCUUCAAAUAUUGUAAUGCCAAUAUCAUCAUUCCCAGUCCCAUCGGUAUCUGAUUUUAACAAGAUGUUCUUUGCCUUUUCAAAGAGCUCAGAUACUCGUUGUUCUCUGCAACUCGAAUCAGAGGGAGGAGAAACAAUGCAGAUUCAAAUGGGAACUGUCGACCUUUCACUCUUUGGUUGGUGUUAUCAAGAUUCAUGUGCUUUCCCAGUGACAGACCUUUAUCCAUCAUACUCUAAUCAACAAAAGUGUCGUUCCACCUUUACUCCAAAUAAUAAUUUAGAACUUUCUUGGUGUGAUUCUUGUUAA
This is a messenger RNA of Cavenderia fasciculata, 13350 nucleotides long. RefSeq lists its product as uncharacterized. Gene Ontology annotation, biological process: apoptotic DNA fragmentation. NCBI's taxonomy places the organism in Eukaryota, Evosea, Eumycetozoa, Acytosteliales, Cavenderiaceae. Gene Ontology annotation, molecular function: deoxyribonuclease II activity. The transcript is spliced from 16 exons. The record is from RefSeq and is a predicted model, not a curated record. The coding region runs from base 1 to 13350 and encodes 4449 amino acids.